CACUAUGGACAUAGACAGCAAUGGGUACUGGUCUGGGGGUUGGUGUGCUAAUGUGGAGCUCCGAAUGCGCUAUAACAUCCCUCAGCAUCUCCCUAACUCAGUCUUUAUUGGGGAUGAGAGGGGAGUGGUCUUUUACCCCGGGCAGCCGAGGGCUUGUUUCAAAUGUGGCUCUUAUGGUCACCGUGCAAAUGCCUGUGCAGUGGUCAGGUGUUCACUUUGUGGUGAUGUUGGGCACAUAGGGCGAGACUGUAAGGACGUAAAGUGCAACCUGUGUGGAUUCUUUGGCCACUCGCACAGGGCUUGUCCCGAGGCUCUUCAUAAUAUCAGGGAGAGUUGCCCUAAUUUGGAGGAGGAGAUGGCUGAGGAAAUGCUGGAAGAGAUCAGAGAGGAGCUUAGAGAAUGUCAGCCCCCAGUCCAAGGGUCAGAGUCUCAUCAGUCCAUAAGUCAGCCUAUACUGGCCAUAGAACCACACAACCCAUCCCCACCUCCUCACCAACCCAAAGGUCCCAAGUCUGCUCCUUUGCCUCAGAGGCAGAGUUCUAAGCCCAUACUCCUAAAAUCUGGUUCUGUAGCUCCAAAAUCCUCUGUCCCUUCUAAAGGAAAAGAAUGGGUGGAAGUUGGUAGAGGGAAAGGAAAGCAGCAAGCCCCACAGAGACUAAUUCCCUCCAUGAAAAUUGAUCUCUCAAAUAAAUUUGCCCCUUUGAGUAGACAAAAAUCUUGGGGGGAAGAAAUGGAGGAACAGGAUGAGCUCAAAAGAAUGGAAAGGGAGGAGGAGAGACAGGCUGAGCCGGAGAGAGUCCCUUUGGAAGCUGAUCCUGUACAUUCCCCUGGUCAAUGUCUUGCUGAAGAAUCUGAUAGUGGGGCGGAGGGGGAUUCCGAAAGCAAGAGUGGGGAUGAUGGGGAAAUGGACACAGGGCAGGAGCAUGUAACCCAAAAAAGGCCCUCUGAAAGGCAGGGGGUUAAAACCCAGGUAAAGAAAGGUAGUGGGGGUGGUAACCUUUCAGUGGACACAGAUGAAAUUGUGUCUAUUGGGGAUGAUGAUCCUGUCCCUUCAGGUGUUCAGGUCAAAAGGUAUGGGGACCUGGAGGGGGAUACCAGUCAGGAGGAUAAGAGACAGGAAGAGGCAAGGAAGAGAAAUAAAAGAUAUAAACAUAAAUCUUAACCAUGGUUUUCUCUCCACUCAGGAUCAUGUCCACCAAUGUAUCAAGUAUGAAGUCGCCCCGUGCCAUGUUCCAAGUAUAUCAAGCCCUCGAACACUCCUCGGCAGAUAUCAUUUUCCUCCAGGAAACCAGAUUGGGAUCCUCUGUGGAUCUUCGGAGGGCUUCCCGGGAGUGGCAUUGUGGUCCCAGCUUCUUCUCGAUUGCACCAGAGCCAGGUGCAGGAGUUGGGAUCCUAUUUCGGGGACAUUCAGGGAUCCAGGUGCAUCGUCUCGUGGAAGUUGAGGCAUUUUCGACAGAUCCCAAGCCUUUGCCUUCAUUAUUAUGGCGGAAGCCUUGAAUUGGGUUUGGGGGUCUUCUUUUUCCUUUGGGUGGGGGAAGGGGUUAGGGUGGGCGUGGGCUUUGGACAUUUUGCUUUGGUGGAGGGGAAUGGAAGCCAAAAAGGACAGAGACAAGACUUUGGAACUGGCUAUCCAUUGGGUGUUGUGGGAUUGGUGAGGGUGUGGGGAGGGGAGGCGGUCAAUAUGGACAAAGGGGUGGACUUUGAUAGUUGGCCGUCCUCAUGUGGGUGGAAUGGGGAGGGAGUAACAAGUGAACUGGUUAUGAUUAAUUCAACAAAACCCUUACUUUUGUAUUGUUAGUAUAAGAAUUGUAUUGUUUUGUUUCUUAUUGUAAGCAUUUUUAUUUUUAAUAAAAAUUC
This is a messenger RNA of Xenopus tropicalis (tropical clawed frog), 1857 nucleotides long. RefSeq lists its product as uncharacterized. NCBI's taxonomy places the organism in Eukaryota, Metazoa, Chordata, Amphibia, Anura, Pipidae. Gene Ontology annotation, molecular function: zinc ion binding; nucleic acid binding; RNA binding. Gene Ontology annotation, biological process: activation of innate immune response. The record is from RefSeq and is a predicted model, not a curated record. The coding region runs from base 5 to 1162 and encodes 385 amino acids. The transcript has 2 exons.